Molecule: messenger RNA, 1892 nt
Organism: Salvia miltiorrhiza (redroot sage)
Lineage: Eukaryota; Viridiplantae; Streptophyta; Magnoliopsida; Lamiales; Lamiaceae
Product: alpha-1,3-mannosyl-glycoprotein 2-beta-N-acetylglucosaminyltransferase
Exons: 18
Coding region: 417-1745 (442 amino acids)
Cellular component (GO): Golgi apparatus
Molecular function (GO): alpha-1,3-mannosylglycoprotein 2-beta-N-acetylglucosaminyltransferase activity
Source: RefSeq, a predicted model, not a curated record
ACGUAAAAUUUUCAAUUGGUUUAAACGAAUAUUGAUUUAACGGCCGUAAAAAAGUUUGAGAGUGCGAUAUAUUUCCUCUUGUGAUCUACAAAUGCAUGGAUUUGGAAAUUCUGGUAUUCAAACUUGAACAAGAGGGAAAAAUCUAUGUAACAUUGCGUGGUUUGAUGUAAAAUAUUGAAGCUAAUUCAAGCUAGGGCGGAUGGAAACACGUUCCGCGAAAUAGUAGAUGUUAAUUUUCAGUUGGAAUUUUAACUAACAAGUUUCCAGAUCCAAGUUUCGGUAUCUGAUUUCCAAGUCGCGGCAGUGGUGGACUUGGGAUAGUCGCGCGUCGUUUCUUCCGUUGAAAGCUAUUGAUUUUGUCGGCGACCGACCUACACCAACACCAACAGAGAGAGAGAGUACGCAAUCAAUCAAGAAUGAGGAGGUGCUCUUGCGACUACCGGUACCUCCUCCUCCUCGCCGCCGUGCCCUUCAUCUACAUCCAGAUGCGCCUCUUUACAACUCAAUCAGAGUAUGCCGAUCGCCUAAGUGAUGCUAUCGAGGCAGAAAAUCAGUGCACAAGACAGACACGAUUACUGAUAGAUCAGAUUAGCUCGCAACAAGGACGACUUCUUUCUCUUGAAGAAGAAAAGAAACGCCGAGAUCUGGAGUGCAGCCAGUUGAGAGCUCUUGUUCAAGAUCUGCAACGGAAGGGUGUUGAGAAACUGGUUGGUGAUGUACAGGCUCCAGUAGCAGCUGUCGUGGUUAUGGCCUGUAACCGUGCUGAUUACCUUGACAGGACUAUAAAGUCGAUUUUGACGUAUCAAAGUCCUGUUGCAUCAAAAUAUCCUCUCUUCAUAUCACAGGAUGGGUCAGAUCCUCGUGUUAAAAGUAAAGCAUUGAGUUAUGAUCACCUAACCUACAUGCAGCAUCUGGAUUAUGAACCUGUGCAAACAGAAAGACCUGGGGAGUUGAUAGCAUACUACAAGAUUGCACAGCAUUAUAAGUGGGCACUGGAUCAAUUGUUCUACAAACAUAAAUUUAGCCGGGUGAUCAUCCUUGAAGAUGAUAUGGAAAUUGCUCCUGAUUUCUUUGACUUUUUUGAGGCUGGAGCUGCCCUCAUGGACCGUGACAAGUCCAUCAUGGCAGUUUCUUCAUGGAAUGACAAUGGACAAAAACAGUUUGUACACGAUCCUUAUGUGCUUUACCGCUCAGAUUUUUUCCCUGGCCUUGGGUGGAUGCUUUCAAGAUCCACAUGGGAUGAACUUUCUCCUAAAUGGCCAAAGGCUUAUUGGGAUGACUGGCUGAGAUUGAAAGAGAACCACAAAGGACGACAAUUCAUUCGCCCAGAAGUAUGCAGAACAUAUAAUUUUGGAGAGCAUGGUUCCAGCAUGGGUCAGUUCUUCAAACAAUAUCUUGAACCCAUCAAACUGAAUGAUGUCCAGGUUGAUUGGAAGUCAAUGGACCUGAGCUACCUGGAGGAGGACAAGUAUGUGGAGCACUUUGCUGAUUUGGUUAAAAAAGCGACUCCUAUACAAGGAACUGAUGCUGUUCUGAAGGCAUCUAACAUAAAUGGAGAUGUCCGUAUUUUGUACCUAGACCAGCGAGAUUUUGAGCAGAUUGCAAGUCAAUUUGGUAUUUUUGAAGAAUGGAAGGACGGUGUCCCAAGAGCAGGAUAUAAAGGCGUAGUAGUUUUCCGGUAUCAAACACAGAAACGUGUAUUCCUUGUUGGCCCUGAUUCUUUACAACAACUAGGAAUCAAAUAGACUAGAUGCAUAUUGAUUCCAGUAACAUGAUGAGAUUUUGAUUGAAGCAGUGACCUGAUAUAGUUGGUUUUGCUUCUAGCUAGUUUUACACUGCCUUUUGUCCCAUGUAUUACAAAUACAAUUAUAGUGAUUUGUUUUUAUUGCUCA